Messenger RNA from Staurois parvus, 354 nucleotides. NCBI's taxonomy places the organism in Eukaryota, Metazoa, Chordata, Amphibia, Anura, Ranidae. The record is from the annotation of a GenBank genome assembly.
CGAUUGGUGGUGGACUGUUUCCCUGAGACACAGCGGAUCACCAUCAGAGGGGACAUCUACACUGAUCAUCAGGGCAAGGAUGAUCAGUGUGCCCUGAUGAUCAGUGUAGCCCCAUCAGUGCCACCUGUCAGUGCCACCUCAAUGCCACAUAUCAGUGCCUACCACUGCACAUCAAUGCCACAUAUCAGUGCCCAUCUGAGCUGUUUUUCAGUGCCACCUAUCAGUGCCAGUCAGUACCGCCUAUUAGUACUACAAAUUAGUGCCACCUAUCAGUGCCAGUCACUGCUGCUUAUCAGUACCAGUCAGUGCCGCUUAUCAGUGCCCGUCAGUGCCGCUGUUCAGUGCCUGUCAGUG